This is a messenger RNA of Lutzomyia longipalpis, 3616 nucleotides long. RefSeq names its product sorting nexin-13-like. Gene Ontology annotation, cellular component: early endosome. NCBI's taxonomy places the organism in Eukaryota, Metazoa, Arthropoda, Insecta, Diptera, Psychodidae. Gene Ontology annotation, molecular function: phosphatidylinositol binding. The transcript has 9 exons. The record is from RefSeq and is a predicted model, not a curated record. The coding region runs from base 110 to 3439 and encodes 1109 amino acids.
AUGUAUUCCCCGGAAAAGUAAAGUUUGUCAAUAUUUUGAUUGCUCGAACCUCUUGCGAGCUACAAUUUAUUUUAUUUUCCGUGAAAAACUAAUGCCGUGAGCGUGGAAAAUGGAAGUGAAAUACUUAAGCUGGAGCCUGGUAAUCCUGGGCCUCUCAAUGAAUCUCCUGGGACUCUUCUGGUGGGCUGCAAUUGUAUUCGGGAGCAUCGCCUUCAUUUUAGGAUUUGUAGCCGUUCUAUACUUACAGCAUGAGCACAUGGACAAGUUCCUACAGAAUGACAUUCGAAAUCCUCUCCAGGAGACUAAAAUGCCUCUUGGCCUGAACCUUGAUGGGGGCUCUGGGAAAGGAUCAGCAGCACCGCACGAGGAGCAGAAACUGUGGAAGCCCUUCGAGAAUAUCAAGAUUUAUACGGAAAGGAGGAAAUCCUACGAUUGCUCCCAUUCGCAACAUUCGCAAUCACAUCAAACAGAGACUCCUGUUGCUGUUGGGGAGGAUGUUUCAGUACUCAAUACUCCGUCAAAGUCCUCAUCAAAAGCCAACUCAUCUCCGCAUAAAAACAAAAAGACCGUCCUUAGUGGGAAUAAACAAGUCGACGUACUCCUUCACACAAUCAUUGACUACAUUAUCAGGGACUUUAUAGACUCCUGGUUCUGCUCCCUGUCCGAAGACAAAGAGUUCAGUGAAGUGAGAGUUCGAAACUCAAUUGAAGAGUUUGUCACAAACAUUUGCAUGCGCAUUAAAGGCACUCAGUGGCUACCAUUGAUCACCACCAAACUUGUGGACGAUUUGGCCACUCAUACGAAGCUAUAUCGUCUGGCGCAGCAAUCAGUGGCUGCAACUAAUGCUGAUGAUCCCAAAUCCAGACUCUCCGACAAGUUGUCUCCGCAGCGAAGCAACAGACAUCAUCGACGCAAUAAGAGUGAAACGGACCUCACUUGGCAUCUCGGUAAUGCAGCAGUUCAGAAAAAUGUUGCAAAUUCAAAGUUCUACACAAAGACAAUCGACGAGCAAACGCUCCUGGACCCGGAGUUGAAGCUCCUGCAUGCAUUCUUUGAUCACUGUGGCACCUUUCAGAAGGAAUGCCUCAAUGAGGAUGAUCUUGAGGACUACUUGACGCAUAUCAUGGAAACAGUGCUCUACUUCACACUCCCAGAGGAGGAUUUUGCAUGCCUUCCACUUCGGACAUUCCUCUGCACCUUGCUGGCUAAUGUUGUGGUGAAACCGGCUCUGGAAAUGCUCGCUGAUCCGGAUUUUAUGAAUCUUCAAGUUGCAAGAUUAUUCAAUAAGGAACCACCUCCUGGGGAAUUCCUACUGAAACUCAUCCGACAAUGCACAGAUUUGUCGGAAUUGCGAGCCUGCAGGCAACUUAUAACGAAAGAAAUGGAUCUGAAAUACCGAGAUCCCAAUUAUGCAGCUGAAUUGGCCAGCUUGAAGUAUGCCCAGAAGCUAAUAGACUUAAGGAUAAGCUACAUUCAGAAUAAUAAAUUAACAACUAAUCGCUCCGAGAGGGAGAAACUCUCCUCAACUCUGCCAAUUCUUAGUUUAGAUGAUCUCCUGACAAAGGAGCUGGCACUCUCGUACUACUUAGACUACCUGAGUAUUCUCAAUCUGCAGAAGUACGUAAUUUUCUACCUCACAGCCCAAGAGUGGCGAAUUACCACAACGCAGACCCUGGCGGAUUUGCAAACGAAUAAAAUAAAGAGUCCUCGAGAAGAGGUCUUUAAGGGCAUGAGGGAGAAAGCGUACAGCCUGUAUCGGGAGUACCUCAUCCCACCAUCCACAAAUUGCCUGACUGUUGAUCCGGGGCUUGUGGAAGUACUCAAUAUCAAACUUAAGGACACAUCAGUCCCACCGGAAUGUAUGUGGUUUGACUCAAUCUGCAAGUUUGUCUAUGAAAAGCUUAAGAAUGAGGAUAUCUUCCUGGCGAAUUUCUACCACAGUUCGGCCUACAAGAAGCUCCUGCUGGAACUUGAUGUUCUGGGGCAUAAUCAGGAAGUUCUUGACGUUGAUCUGCAGGGAUCGAAUGUUGAGAGUGGGAGUGAUAAUAAUUCCGGCGAUAUUGCCUUCGAUGAUGACGACAACACGGAAGAUGAGAAGAUUGAGAUUACAACGGCGGGGAAGGGUGAUCCAAACCCGGAUAUUCGUAUUACAACGGUUGACAAGGAAAUCAUCGGGAUGAGCUAUGAUCUGUCAGUCCUGCCCUUUGUUACGCAGAAUGAUGGAGCAAACUUCAAGCAUUCUCGCUCUCAUAGUGAUUGUACGGGAAUUGUGGCGAGUAUGCCUGAGGUGCAGGAUCCUCUGAGGGAGGGAGUCCUGCAGCGAAGAAGAGAGGAUCCUGCGCCAGUUGUAGGAGAUUUCCUUGACGUGAAGACAGCUGAGAGGAAAUCCUCGUUUGAGAGCGAAAAAGGCAAACUUACAGCUAAAAUCAUUCAGACUGCUCUCAUCAGCGAUGGCCUGUAUGCUGUUUACGCUGUCCAGGUGUCCGUUGUGGAGGAGAAUCACCACAAAAGCUGGCACAUCUACAGAAGAUACUCCAAAUUCCUCGAACUAAAGAAGAUUUUGCAGAAAAAGUUUCCGGGAUUGGGGAAGUUGCCAUUUCCGGCGAAGAAAGCAUUCCAGAAUACUCAGAGAACCGUCCUUGAGCAUCGAAUGACGAUCCUCAAUCAAUUUCUCCGUGAAAUUUGCACCAAAGCCCAAGGGAAUGAUGACAUGAAUGCAAUAAUCCGGGAUUUCCUGGAGCCAGAUACCAAUGACAAGAGGAUGCAGGGUGGUCCAGUCAUCAGGACGAUUGAGAGCUUGGUGAACCCCUUGAAAACGGGUAUGAGGACUAUUCGGAACAUGCCGGAUAAUCUCGUUGGGGGCUUAGCGAAGAUUUUCCUUGGGCGGGGUUCUCUGAAGGAACAACCACCCUUCAUGGGUGUAACGUCAGCAAUUCAACUCGAAUCCUCCGAAUACCCAGCCCUGGCAUCAGCUCUAAAUCUCCUCGAUGAGGUGUUUGAUCUACAAAUGCGCUCUCAGUGGCUCCGUAGGGGGAUAAUCAAUCGCCUCCUGGGGGCUCCCUGGGUGAGCAGUGCGGCAAAUAAGAAAAUCAUUCAGGGCGCCAAAAAUCUCAUUGAGGUGGACAAGAUUGAGCUUCUCCUGUCCAGUGUGCUCAAUAGUAUUUGGCCAGAUGGGAAGCAAGCGCGCAAGAGUGUCCCGCGGGAGGACAACACGAAGCUGAGGACGCGAAUGGCAGCAAAGAUCGCCCUCUUUGCCCUCCUGUCGGACGAUCUUAAGCACGUUGUGGGGUCAGAGACCACACGAUCGGGCCUUCUGAACUUCUUCUCAAUGUGGCAACACAAGACCCUCAAUCUGCGGCUUGUUCUUGUCCUCCUCAAUGAUGUAUUGACUCUUCUCUAUCAGACGGACAGUAUGACAAAGCAUGUCGAUAGACAGUGAUUUUUUUUUAAUUCGUGAUUUUUUUUAUUAGAGCUUUUUUGCACUCAUUUGUCCUUUCUUCAUUUAAAAGAAGAAAACGAAAGAAAGAAAAUAAUUCAAAGGAGCACGUAUUAAGGUGACAAGAAUGAGAUUUAGUUGAGAAGAAAGAAUAAAUAAAUUAAUAAGAUGGUAUUUAAA